AAAUUUUUGGGGGCGAAAAUCCGUCAGAAAAUUUGAAACGAGGGUGAGCAGUGAGCUCCCUCUCUAGGGUUUUGGAAGAGGGUUCACCGUUUUCCACCCCCAAAAUCAAGUAUCUGAACCAGUACCUCAAGUGGUUUACCACUAUCACGAAGCAAUUGCAGAAUCACAAUGGCGUUUUCGCUGUUCUCAACUCCGCAACCACAGCAGUCAUUUCAACCGCAGCCUCAAUCACAACCGCAACUUUUUCAGCAGAGCAGCCCAUUAUUCUCCCAGCAGCAGCCUCAACAAUUUCAACUGCAACAGCAGCAGCAGCAGCAACAACAACAACAGCUGCAGUUAAUGCAGCAGCAGCAAAAGCAGCAGCAGUUGUUCAUCUUUACCAACGAUAACGCUCCUGCAAGUUAUGGUACCAAGUGGGCGGAUCUCCAUCCCGAUUCGCAGAAAAUUCUCCUUCAGAUCGAGGAACGAAUCUUGGAGUAUCGGGAUGAAAGUCAGAGGCUGGAUCAGUGUAGUCGCCUCUAUGAUUCUUCAGUUUCUAGCGAUGGAUUUGAGCAUGAUGCCAGUCGAAUUGUUCAGGAACUUGGGGGAAUUAGUACCUCUACAGAACAUCAAAAAGUUUUGCUUCAAGAGCUAAUGACUGCUGCAAAAGGGAUGCUUUGUAAUACAGAAGUUGCUAUUCGCUCUUUCAUGAUGAUACGCCCAAGGUUCCUUCAUCAGAGUGCAGGAGGUGCUUCAAAUCCCACUGCACCAUCACAGGUUCCUGGAGCACCAUCACCAUUAGGAUCUAGUGGUCAACCAACAUCUACAUCAAUUGUUCCAGUUUUUGACUUUUACAGUGGCCUCCCAAGAAAACCAUCUCCAUUUUUGGAGCAAACAGUUUCGAGAUUUGAGAAGUAUCUUGGUGAAUGCCGACAGUGGAUCGAAGAGAUAGAGCAACUCCUUGUCCUAGAUUCUAAUCGAAGUGCUUCCAAUUCUAGCUCAUUGUUUCAUUCGCUUCCUAAAAUCAUGUCAAAUGUGCAUGAAUUCUUUGUUCAUGUGGCUGCUAAGGUUGAGAAUAUUCACCAGUACAUCGAAUCAAUGAAAGCAGCUUAUCUUGCUGAUCAGCGUCGCAGAGGGGAUGGAAAUGAUCCAUUUCUUGAGGCUGAUCGAAGGGAAACUGCACGCCAAGAAGCAGCAGCUAAGAGGGUACAUCCAACUUUACAUCUGCCUGCAAAUUUACAACCAUCUACUCAAGCUGCUGGAUUGCUUGCAAGCUCAGGUAAUCAAGGUGCAUCAACAGUACCACAAUCGUUUACAGUAGCUACACCAGCUUCUUCUGGGGGUGGAUUGUCACUUUUUAGUACACCCUCUGCUCCAUCUACUGCAUCAUCUUCUCUGUUCAUGACACCAACCGCAUCUGUUCAAACAUCCUCUCUAUUUAGUUCGUCUGGUGCAACAGCUCCCACAACACUUUUUGGCUCGUCAUCAGCACCAUUAUUUAGUGCUUCUACUACUACUCCCUUUGGUAGUACUGCACCAUCUUUUGGUCAAUCUGCUUCUGCAGGAAGUUCCUUAUUCUCAACACCCUUUGCCUCAGGUGCUGCGACAGGAUCUGGGGCUAGCUUUGGGGCAACUUCGAAAUCGUCAAAGCCAAAAUCCCGAACUGCACGACGCUACUGAAUGACCAUGUAAGACUAUUACAACUGAUGAAGAAAAUAGCAAAGGAUUACAAGAAGCAUCGGCAUAUCUCCAUGGAAGGGCCAAGUUUCUCAGCCAUCGACAGUCUAGAUCAGAUUAUUCUACAGGCAGCAAAGCCUAAAGGUAUCUGCGAACCUUUCUUGCAAAGUUGAAGGAAAUUGGCUUGUCUUCUCAAAUACUGCUCUGUCACAUUGUUUUCUGAAAAAGAGAACAUUCGGCUUCAGCUCACUGUUUUCUGAAAGAGGGCUGAGAUCACAUGAGAAUUCUGUAACUCUGUAGAAUACAACAUAGUUAGGGUAGGAUGUCUUUUUAUGAAAACUCAAAGAAGAAAACUUGUUUUUUCUCGUGAUGCAAUCGAUCUAUCCUCCCUUUUGCCUUGAUUUCGGCUUCUUGAUUUAUAUUCCCAAUCACCCUAAUGUUGUCAUCUUUAGUGGCCUGCUGUACAAAAAAUUUGACUUGCAGUUUCAGGAAACAAGAAUAUGCCCAAGUGGGAGGGAGCCGUUAUAAUUCACAAAAGCUCGAGAGUUGGAUGUUCUUCUUGAACUAGUGGUUGCCUCACAGCCGCUCAUCAGGAACGGGCAAGUGUUGAACUUGAAACAUUUUAUGAUGGG
Molecule: messenger RNA, 2288 nt
Organism: Momordica charantia (bitter melon)
Lineage: Eukaryota; Viridiplantae; Streptophyta; Magnoliopsida; Cucurbitales; Cucurbitaceae
Product: hydroxyproline-rich glycoprotein family protein
Biological process (GO): nucleocytoplasmic transport
Cellular component (GO): nuclear pore
Molecular function (GO): structural constituent of nuclear pore
Source: RefSeq, a predicted model, not a curated record